Molecule: messenger RNA, 2610 nt
Organism: Leucoraja erinaceus (little skate)
Lineage: Eukaryota; Metazoa; Chordata; Chondrichthyes; Rajiformes; Rajidae
Product: mucin-19-like
Exons: 7
Coding region: 1-933 (310 amino acids)
Cellular component (GO): extracellular matrix
Source: RefSeq, a predicted model, not a curated record
AUGGGUAGCAAAGGAGAUAAAACAUGUAGCAAGACUCAGGUCUUUGAGAAUGACAUGAAAACUUGUAACCGUACCUGUAGAUCACUAUCAAAUUAUGAUUAUACCUGCGAAGUUAAGGAUGUUCCUGUUUUUGGUUGUGGUUGUCCUGAGGGAACGUACAUGGACAAAGAUGGUGCUUGCGUUGAUAAAUCAUCCUGCCAUUGCUAUAUUGGUAGAGAAAUUAUCAAAACAGGACAGGAUCGAACGUUGAAUGGAAAAACCUGCAAAUGUGAAAAUGGACAGCUUUACUGUUUAACAGUCCCUACAACCACCAGGCCAGGAUGUCCAAAUAAGAAAGUAUAUCUCGACUGCCGGAAUUCUGACAAUUUGUGUGCAAAAACAUGCAGAAACAUGAAUGAGUCUUGUAAUAAAAUAAGUGGUCUGUGUGGAAAUUACAAUGGUGACAUUGCAGAUGAUCUUACAACCAAAGGGAACUCUUUGGUCACCGACAUCUUGGAAUUUGGAAACAGCUGGACAUUAUCAUCUUCAUAUUCACAUGUAGUUAAUCAAACAUCUGCUUGCGAUGCAAACCCAUACUGUCUAUCAUGGGCUCAGAGGAAGUGCAGCAUAAUUAAACAUAACGUGUUUAAAGCUUGCCAUAAAAAGGUUGAACCAAUCCCAUACUAUGAAACAUGCGUCCAAGGAGCUUGCGCCUGUGAUUUAGAAGGGAAAUACAUGGGUUUCUGUACCUCUGUAGCUGUGUAUGCAGAAGCUUGCAAUAAAGCUGAAGUUUGUAUUGAUUGGAGAACCCCAGACUUGUGCCCUGUAUAUUGUGACUAUUAUAACAAUCCUGAAGAAUGCAGCUGGCACUAUCACCCUUGUGGAACAUUAACAACAAGAACAUGCUCGGAUCAUUACAUUGGGAAAAAGUUCUCUGCAAUACUUGAAGGUUAAAUCCAUACCUAUAUAUAGGAAUGAACUGCACAUACUGGUUAAAUCGAAGGUAGACACAAAAUGCUGGAGUAACUCAACGGAACGGGUAGUAUCUCUGGAGAGAAGGAAUGGUUGACGUUUCGGGUUACUCCAGCAUUUUGUGUCGACCUACGUAUUAUAUAUUUAGUUCAAAAUCAAUAGAAAUGAAAAAAAAAUAUGACAGUACUAUAUUAUGGCACAAUUUGAUGCCUUGAUAGAAAAGUAAAAAUAGUUUACAUCUGAUGUACAAUUAAUGAUCACCUUUAAACCCAGAAUGUGAUGCUAGAGACAAAGCUGAAGCUUUUACAAUCACAUUCAUUCAAAAGUGAUGAAUCAAUGAUACAGCUUGUAUUCCUUCUGGGAUCAAAAUUAUUACUUAAGAUAGUCUUCAGUUAAUUCACAUUGCAUGAGAUUUAAAAGAUAUGAGCAAUGCAAAAGCCAAGGCAACAACCUGACUUAGUACUGAAACCCUACAAUCCAGACUAGCUUCUGCAUAGUUUGUUUCCAUUACAUGAAAAAUGGCUCAGAUGUUACAAAACACCUGGACAAUGCAAUCCACAAUGCAUUCUCAAUUAGCAGGAAAGCAUUUUCUCGCCAGGAACAUGUUCACCUAGUUUAGAGACACAAGAAUCUGCAGAUGCUGGAGUCUUGACCCAAAAAACAAAUGUGCUCGAUGAACUGAGUGGAUCAUGCAGCAUCUGUGGAGAGAAAUGGUCAGACGAUGAGGGUCGGGACCCUUCUACAAACUGAUGGUGUGGAGAGGGAAAAGCUAGUAAAUAACUGCAGGGGUUAGGCAAUAUCUGGCAAGUGAUAGGUGGAUACAGGUGAGGAGGGGUAAUUGGCGGAUGGGUGAUUUGGUGUAUCUCUACUUUCUGAUGAUGGUGAUUUACUGCUCCCUUCUCAAGAGCAUUUGUGAAUAGGAAAUACUAAGCCCAGUUCAAAACCCACAUACACAAUAAAGAAAUAAAGAAGUAGAUUUUGCAAGGAUAUGCUUGUAGUUACACAUUGAACUGUUAGCAAUUAUCCACGUAAUUGUCAUGAGGUUAUGGAUUUUUAUGCAGUUUUAUGCCUGACAUAUAUAAUGGUCCAAAAAUGCUAGUUACUCUUAAAGUCCUUCGGCCCUACUUGCCCACACCGGCCAACAUGUCCCAGCAACACUAGUCCCAGCUGCCAGCAUUUGGUCUAAACCUGUCCUAUACAUAUGUGUACCUGUCUGUUUCUUAAAUGUUGGGAUAGUUCCUUCUUCAACUACCUCUUCUGACAGCUUGUUCCAUACAUGCACCACCCUUUGUGUGAAAAAUUUACCCCUCAGAUUCUUAUUAAAUCUUUUCCUCUUCAUCUUAAACCCAUGUCCUCUCGUUCUCGAUUCACCUGGGCAAGCGAAUCUGUGCAUCUAGCUGAUCUAUUCCUCCCAUGAUCUUAAACACCUCUAUAAAAUCAUCCCCCAUCCUCCUGCACUCCAAGGAAUAGAGUCGCAGCCUACUCAACCGCUGCUUAUAGCUCCGACCUUCUAGUCCUGGCAGCAUCUUUGUAAAUCUUUUCUUUACCCUUUCCAGCUUGACAACAUCUUUCCUAUAACACGAUGCCCAGAAAUGAACACAAUAUUCUAAAUGGGACUUCAGCAACAUCAUAUACAACUGCAACAUGACCUCCCAACUU